This is a messenger RNA of Dicrocoelium dendriticum, 237 nucleotides long. The record is from the annotation of a GenBank genome assembly. NCBI's taxonomy places the organism in Eukaryota, Metazoa, Platyhelminthes, Trematoda, Plagiorchiida, Dicrocoeliidae.
AUGCUCCGCAUCUGCUUCUUGAUUGUUAUGACUAUCAACUUCUCAACAUUUCACGCUUGGCUCCCUCCUUACCAGCAAGCAAAUCUCGCCUGUUCGAAUCUCUGCAGAGCAACCGAAAGAAACGAACCACUUAGACUCGGUCAGCGUGUCACGCGAAAUCCAAAUUCCGCACAACUGCGGAUUCAGUGCCUCGUGGAUUGCAUUCAUGGAUGGCGUGGGAAAGUAGUGUUUGGUUGA